Messenger RNA from Penicillium roqueforti, 1035 nucleotides. Its product is annotated as MAGE domain-containing protein. The record is from RefSeq and is a predicted model, not a curated record. Gene Ontology annotation, biological process: DNA repair. NCBI's taxonomy places the organism in Eukaryota, Fungi, Ascomycota, Eurotiomycetes, Eurotiales, Aspergillaceae. The coding region runs from base 1 to 1035 and encodes 344 amino acids. Gene Ontology annotation, cellular component: nucleus. The transcript is spliced from 3 exons.
AUGUCAUCGAAUCGCAAAAGACGCACCAACGAAGCACCCGAGACCGAGGUAACCCCAAGCGCUCGUCGCAGAAGACAAACCGAAGAACCCGCCUCAUCGCCCGCAGCAUCCAGCGACGAUGACGAACCGAGCGCACCGACCAGCACCGACGCAAUGGUCAAGAAGUUGGUGCGGCUCGCCCUAGCCAGCGAGUAUUCGCGGCUCCCGAUCCGGCGCAACGAUAUCAGCGCCAAGGUGCUGGGCGAGCACGGCUCGCGACAAUUCAAGCUAGUUUUCGACCAGGCGCAGCGGGAAAUGAGACAGCGCUUUGGUAUGGAGAUGAGCGAGUUACCGGCGCGAGAGAAGGUCACCAUCAGCCAGCGACGGGCCGCGCAGAAAAUUGAAAAGCCUUCUUCGGGUAACAAGUCCUGGAUCGUUACUAGCACACUGCCGCUCGCAUAUCGUUCCCCCGAUAUCCUCAUCCCGACCAAGGCACCCUCCCUCUACACCGAAAGCACAUACACCGGCCUGUACAGUUUCAUUAUUGCGGUGAUUCUGCUGAACGGCGGUUCGCUGGCUGAGCAGAAACUUGACCGGUACCUGACGCGCACAAACGCCGAGAUUGCUACGCCGGUCGACCGCACGGAUAAACUACUGCAGCGGCUAUGCAAGGAGGGAUACAUUAUCAAGACGCGGGAGAUGGAUGGCGGCGAGGAGGUGAUUGAGUAUAUUCUUGGUCCUCGGGGUAAAGUUGAGGUUGGGACUAGUGGUGUGGCGGGUCUUGUGCGAACUGUGUAUGGGAAAAACAGGGGUCCCCACGAGAACUUGACUGAAUUCCAGAGGGAGGACCUGGAAGACUUUGAGGGGAAGCUCGGGAGGAGUCUUGGGAUUGAGCCGGCGACCAUACAAGCUAAUGGGGCGGAUGAUGCGAGCGAUGUGAACGGGGACGGGGAGGAACGUGAGACGCCGCGAAGCUCUGGGCCUAGACGGUCUUCGAGGCGUGCUCCUGCUCAGGAAGAGGAGGAUUCUGAUGAGGAAGAGUAUGAGGAAGAGUGA